ACCUGCCAGUACUAAGUAUAAUAUUAAUAAUAUCUGAAAUAAAGCUCCAGCAUGUUAUAAAAGCAGUAGCUGUACACAAACACUCAUCACUGGUAACCUACAGUAAAAGGAUUGUUCAGUAUUAGUUCUAUACAGCAAGUCAAGACAAGAUGGAUUCCUGUUCUUAUUUUAAGCUGAUAGGAUGCUUCAUUCUUAUUAGCAUUGCUACUGCACAGGAAACACAAGCUACAUCUUGUCCCCCUCGUGAUUGUCAGGAGGUAUAUGAACGUGGUAACACAUGCAGUGGAGUAUAUACUGUAAAACCUGAUCAUCUACCAGCCUUUGAGGUUUAUUGUGAUAUGAGUAAUGGAGGUGGAUGGUCUGUAUUUCAAAGGAGAAUGGAUGGUUCUGUUGACUUCUACCGCAACUGGACUGACUAUGUUAAAGGAUUUGGAGACCUCAAUGGAGAGUUCUGGCUAGGACUUCAUAAAUUGAGCCGACUUACUGAUGCAAACAACUUGAACCUCCGUGUUGACUUGGAAGAUUUUGAUGGAAAUAAGAAGUAUGCUACUUAUCAUUUUCGAGUAUUCGAUGCAUCUUUCGAGUACAAGCUGUUAGCGUUUGCAUAUGGAGGUGAUGCUGGAGAUGGUCUGAGCAUUCAUAAUGGAUUGAGGUUCUCUACCAAGGAUCGAGACAAUGACAUCUGGGCCACAGGAAGCUGUGCAACAACUUAUGGUGGAGCUUGGUGGUAUAAAGACUGUUAUACUUCAAACCUCAAUGGUCUCUAUUUGAUUGGAUAUAACUCAACAGAGAAAGGUGUCAAUUGGCUUAAGUUCCCUACUAAGUACUACUCCCUAAAAACUAGUGAGAUGAAAGUUAACCAGUAUACGCCCACUGGAGAAUGAACAAUUCAUUAUCAUUCAUUAGUAGCAGUACACUGCAGUAGUUUAAUAUACAUGUACAUGUACAUCUUCUAUACAUGCAGUGUAAAAUAUCUUAAAUUUCAAGUAAACAGAAAAGUUUUUGAUGAUAUUUUGAAAUACUGGGAGGACAA
Messenger RNA from Amphimedon queenslandica, 1033 nucleotides. Its product is annotated as ficolin-1-like. Bases 150 to 884 code for a protein of 244 amino acids. NCBI's taxonomy places the organism in Eukaryota, Metazoa, Porifera, Demospongiae, Haplosclerida, Niphatidae. The transcript has 3 exons. The record is from RefSeq and is a predicted model, not a curated record.